AUACAAUUACUCUAUGACAUUUAAAUUAAAUAUUUUAGUUAAAGAUGGGCAUACACUCACAAAUGAAUGCAGUAAGAGAAAAUAUAAUAUGCCAUAUUUAGCAGAUUUUAAGGAAUGCAAAUACGAAAUACAAGGUGCGCGUCUUCUAUAUUUUAGCGCAAGAAGCAACAUUGACCUUCAAAAAUGGAUGGUUGGGCUUGAGUUUAAUGGAAACGAAUGCAUGGGAAAGUUGCUCAUAUUAUUGCGCAUAUAUACGGUAUAAUGCUACAAUGGAUUGAUCAAUUUUUCCCAAGGAAGUCAUUGCCAUGGAAAUCAAAACCUUGGGUUGCUCUCUUGUCCUCCUCUUCUUCGCCCUUCUCACCACCCCUUCUUUCUCUCACCUAUCAUUUGGAGCUGGAGCUGGAGCUGGAGCUGGAGUUGGAGCUGGAGUUGGAGUUGGAGUUGGAGUUGGAGGUGGAGUUGGUGCUAAUAGUCAAUUUGGCCAAGUCUCCGAAACACACGAUGAGGAUAGUGACCCGACCAUGGGUGUCAUAGCCAACGAUCAUGAAGGACUGGACGCCGAUCAAGAAGGAUCAGACGCCGGAAAAACACCGGCUACACCCGAACCCAACAACAAACAAGAAGGCGAUGAAGAAUCGGACACCGGGAAAGAGCAAACCACGACACCCGAAUCCAACGAUCAAGAAGAAGCAAAGGCCGGUGAUGAAGGAUCGGAUGCUGAGAUAACAACGGCUCUGGCACCUGAAUCGUACGAUAAUCAAGAAUCAGGCGCUGGGACAACAUCGACUAAUAUAGUGAAAGUGCCGGCCUACACUUGCGAACCUGUCAAGGUCGGUUCAAUCCCCAAGCUCGCCAGUCCGAGGCUAGAAGGGGCCUACAAAGCCCUACAAGCAUUGAAGAGUGCCAUUUUUUCUGAUCCAAAUGGGUGGACAAAGAAUUGGGAGGGCCCAGAUGUGUGCAGCUACAAAGGCAUCUUUUGCGCCAAGGCACUGGACGACGCUAGCGUCCAAGUGGUGGCUGGUGUCGACCUCAACCACGCUGAUAUCGCGGGCCACCUCCCCCCGGAGAUCGAGUACCUGACUGACAUUAGUCUCUUCCAUCUCAACUCCAACAGGUUCUGCGGGAUCAUUCCGCGUGGGAUCAAGAACCUCAAGCUUCUCUACGAGUUGGAUUUCAGCAACAAUCGCUUUUGUGGAGCGUUCCCUGAGGUGGUGCUAGAGCUGCCGCAACUUAAAUACCUCGACCUCCGAUAUAAUGAGUUCGAAGGGGAGCUACCAGCAGGGCUCUUCGACAAGGCCCUAGAUGCAAUUUUCUUGAACAACAACAGGUUCCACUCAAUCAUCCCAGAGAAUUUGGGGAACUCCACCGCCUCUGUCAUUGUGAUGGCCAACAACCGCCUCUACGGGUGUAUCCCGACAAGCAUAGGCAAGAUGGCGGGAAAAUUGGACGAGUUUGUGGUUUCGCGCAACGAGCUGUCGGGGUGCCUGCCAGAGGAGAUCACGAUGUUGAAGACAACCAAGGUAUUUGACAUCUCAUACAACAAGUUUAUGGGCGACCUACCGCAGGGGGUGGAGCAUAUGCAGAGUAUAGAGGUGCUCAGCAUUGGGAACAAUAAGUUGAGGAGCAAGAUAUCGAAAACCGUUUGCACGUUGCCAAAACUCAAGAACCUCACUUGCUCUUACAACUUCUUUGACGCCCAAGAUCCUGAGUGUGUGUCUGUGGUUGUCGUCGACAGCAAGACAAAUUGCUUGCCACGGGAGCCCAAUCAGAGGCCGGAGAAAGAGUGUCGCAUAGCAUUGAGCAAGAAGGUUGACUGCAAAGCUGGUUGUGGUUCCUCAACUUUAGGAUAUCCGCCUUCAGCUCCGGCUCCUAAACAAACACCCAUACCCAUGUCGGUGCCAUCAACCCCAACACAAAAAUCCACACCUUCACCAAUGUCUGAGCCAACACCUCCCACACCAAAGUUUCCGACCAAGAGUGCCCUUUCACCUGAACCCCUGUCGACGCCAUCAACCCCGACACAUAAACUCACACUUUCGCCUGAGCCUGAGCUUGAACCAGAGUUUGAGCCAGAUUACGAGUCUGAGCAAACAACUCCGAAUACAGGUAAACCACCAACCACAAGUGUUCCACUACAGCUAACACCUCCUUCUAAAAAGGAGACGCCAUCCUCCACCCCCUUACCCAAACCCAUGCCGGUGCCAUCAACCCCAACACGUGAACUUACACCUUCGCCACAGCCGGAGCCAGAUCUUGAGCCAAAUGAUGAUCUUGGACCAACAUCUCAAGAGACAUAUAAGUCAACAACCACAGCGUCUCCAGUGCGUGAGCCAACACCUUCUGAAGAGGAAGAGGAGACGUCAUUUUCUGCACCAUUACCCAACCCUACUUUGACACCAUCAACCCCGACACAUAAGUCUGAGACAAAACCUCAUGAACAAAAGGUGGCACCGAUCAUAAGAGAACGACCACCUACGCCGCCACUAGUAUCCGCCCCUUCACCCAAAUCUACGCAGACGCCGUCAACCCCGACACAUAAACCUACACCACCACAACCAGCAUCACCUUCACCAGAAAAGUCAUCGACCACAAGCGCUCCCUCGCCCAAAUCUACCUCGACAAAUAAAUACACACCUCCACCAGAGCCUGAGCCUGAGUCUACACCUCCAAACAAAGAGAAGCCGCCAACUACAAGCGCCCUACCUCCUAAGCCAGAGAAGUCAUCGACCAUAAGCAGUCCAGCACCUAAAUCAGAGAGACACACAUCUCGUCCUAAAAAGGAAACGUCAGGCCCCGCACCCUCACCUAAAUCAACGCCACUGUCACGAACCCCAACACAUAAACCCACCCCUUCGUCAAAGUCUGAGCCACCAGAACAGAAAUCCACACCUCCUCCUGAAAAUGAGACUCCUGAAGAGGAGACUCCUGAAGAUGAUGAAGAAGAGGAGACUCCUGAAGAGGAGACUUCUGAAAAGGGGACAUCGGUCUCUGCUCCACCACCCAAAUCCACCUCGACACAUAAAUCCACACCUUCGCCAAAAUCUGAGCCAACAUCUACUAAAUCAGAGAAACUCACACCUCCUCCUAAAAAGGAGACGUCGGUCCCCGCCUCCUCACCCAAAACCACCCCGACGUCGUCAACCCCAACACAUAAACCCACACCUUCACCAAAGUCUGAGCCAACACCUCCUAAAUCAGAGAAACUCACAUCUCCUCCUAAAAAGGAGACGCCGGUCUCUGCCCCUUCACCCAAAACCACACCAGUUUCAUCACCGCCGACACAGAAACUUACACCUUCGCCAAGAUCUGAGUCAAUAUCUCCUAAAUCAGAGAAAUUCACACCUCCUCCUAAAAAGGAGACUCCGGUCCCCGCCCCUUCACCCAAAACCACACCACUAUCAUCACCGCCGAUACAGAAACUCACACCUUCGCCAAAAUCUGAGCCAACACCUCCUCCUGAAAAGGAGACUCCUGAAGAUGAUGAAGAAGAGGAGACUCCUGAAAAGGGGACAUCGGUCUCUGCUCCCCCACCCAAAUCCACCUCGACACAUAAAUCCACACCUUCGCCAAAAUCUGAGCCAACAUCUCCUAAAUCAGAGAAACUCACUCCUCCUCCUAAAAAGGAGACGCCGGUCCCCGCCUCCUCACCCAAAACCACCCCGACGUCAUCAACCCCAACACAUAAACCCACACCUUCGCCAAAGUCUGAGCCAACACCUCCUAAAUCAGAGAAACUCACAUCUCCUCCUAAAACGGAGACGCCGGUCUCUGCCCCUUCACACAAAACCACACCAGUUUCAUCACCGCCGACACAGAAACUUACACCUUCGCCAAAAUCUGAGUCAAUAUCUCCUAAAUCAGAGAAAUUCGCACCUCCUCCUAAAAAGGAGACUCCGGUCCCCGCCCCUUCACCCAAAACCACACCACUAUCAUCACCGCCGACACAGAAACUCACACCUUCGCCAAAAUCUGAGCCAACACCUCCUCCUGAAAAGGAGACUCCUGAAGAGGAGACUCCUGAAGAUGAUGAAGAAGAGGAGACUCCUGAAAAAGGGACAUCGGUCUCUGCUCCCCCACCCAAAUCCACCUCGACACAUAAAUCCACACCUUCGCCAAAAUCUGAGCCAACAUCUCCUAAAUCAGAGAAACUCACACCUCAUCCUAAAAAGGAGAUGCCGGUCCCCGCCUCCUCACCCAAAACCACCCCGACGUCGUCAACCCCAGCACAUAAACCCACACCUUCGCCAAAGUCUGAGCCAACACCUCCUAAAUCAGAGACACUCACAUCUCCUCCUAAACAGGAGACGCCGGUCUCUGCCCCUUCACCCAAAACCACACCAGUUUCAUCACCGCCGACACAGAAACUUACACCUUCGCCAAAAUCUGAGUCAAUAUCUCCUAAAUCAGAGAUAUUCGCACCUCCUCCUAAAAAGGAGACUCCGGUCCCCGCCCCUUCACCCAAAACCACAUCACUACCAUCACCGCCGACACAGAAACUCACACCUUCGCCAAAAUCUGAGCCAACACCUCCUCCUGAAAAGGAGACUCCUGAAGAUGAUGAAGAAGAUGAUGAAGAAGAUGAGACUCCUGAAAAUGAGACAUCGGUCUCUGCUCCCCCACCCAAAUCCACCUCGACACAUAAAUCCACACCUUCGCCAAAAUCUGAGCCAACAUCUCCUAAAUCAGAGAAACUCACUCCUCCUCCUAAAAAGGAGACGCCGGUCCCCGCCUCCUCACCCAAAACCACCCCGACGUUGUCAACCCCAACACAUAAACCUACACUUUCGCCAAAGUCUGAGCCAACACCACCUAAAUCAGAGAAACUCACAUCUCCUCCUAAAAAGGAGACGCCGGUCUCUGCCCCUUCACCCAAAACCACACCAGUUUCAUCACCGUCGACACAGAAACUUACACCUUCGCCAAAAUCUCCUAAAUCAGAGAAAUUCGCACCUCCUCCUAAAAAGGAGACUCCGGUCCCUGCCCCUUCACCCAAAACCACACCACUAUCAUCACCGCCGUCACAUAAACUCACACCUUCGCCAAAAUCUGAGCCAACACCUCCUCCUGGAAAGGAGACUCCUGAAGAUGAUGAAGAAGAUGAGACUCCUGAAGAGGAGACUCCUGAAAAGGAGACAUCGGUCUCUGCUCCCCCACCCAAAUCCACCUCGACACAUAAACCCACACCUUCGCCAAAGUCUGAGCCAACACCUCCUAAAUCAGAGAAACUCACACCUCCUCCUAAAAAGGAGACGUCGGUCCCCGCCUCCUCACCCAAAACCACCCCGACGUCGUCAACCCCAACACAUAAACCCACACCUUCGCCAAAGUCUGAGCCAACACCUCCUAAAUCAAAGAAACUCACAUCUUCUCCUAAAAAGGAGACGCCGAUCCCCACCUCCUCACCCAAAACCACACCGACGUCGUCAACCCCAACACAUAAACCCACACCUUCGCCAAAGUCUGAGCCAACACCUCCUAAAUCAGAGAAACUCACACCUCCUCCUAAAAAGAAGACACCGGUCCCCGCCUCCUCACCCAAAACCACCCCGAAGUCGUCAACCCCAACACAUAAACCAACACCGUCGCCAAAGUCUGAGCCAACACCUCCUAAAUCAGGGAAACUCACAUCUCCUCCUAAAAAGGAGACUCCGGUCCCCGCCCCUUCAUCCAAAACCACACCACUAUCAUCACCGCCGACACAGAAACUCACACCUUCGCCAAAAUCUGAGCCAACACCUCCUAAAUCAGAGAAACUCACACCUCCUCCUAAAAAGGAGACAUCGGUCUCUGCCCCUUCACCCAAAACCGCACCAGUUUCAUUACCGCCGACACAGAAACUCACACCUUCGCCAAAAUCUAAGCCAACACCUUCUAAAUCAGAGAAACUCGCACCUCCUCCUAAAAAGGAGACUUUGGUCCCCGCCCCUUCACCCAAAACCUCACCACUAUCAUCACCGCCGACACAGAAACUCACACCUUCGCCAAAAUCUGAGCCAACACCUCCUAAAUCAGAGAAGAAGUCACCGGCACAGAAAUCCACACCUCCUCCAGCCUCUGCCCCCUCACCUAAAACCACCACGACAUAUAAACCCACACCUCCGCCAAAGGCUGAACCAACACCUCAGAAGUCGACGACACAGAGACACACAUCUCCUCCUCCUCCUCCUAAAAAGGAAACAACGGUCUCCACCCCCUCUCCAAAGUCUGAGCCAACGCCUCCUAAAUCAGAUACUACGCCAACCACGGGUGCUCCACCACCUAAAAAGGAGACACCGCCUCAAAAGCUACCACCUGCUCCUGAGAAGACAACGAACUCUGUUCCGCCAACUAAAUCAGACUCAUCUCCUCCACCUGCAAGCACAAAACCACCACCAGCUUCCUCACCUCCCCCAGAAAAACAAGUUUCAUCACCACCACCUGUCCACUCGUCGCCGCCUCCUGUUCAAUCACCACCAAAAACUGCCUCAUCCCCGCCAUCUGAACCAGUUCAAGCACCACCUCAUGCCAAACCGCCUCCUACCAAAAUCCCUAGUUUAAUUGGUGCUAGCUACCAAUCUCCGCCGCCACCACUAAUUCCAGGCUAUUAAAAGAGUCAUAUUUUAGGGUAACUGAUUCAAUUGCAUAUAAUGCAUUGCAAUGAAGUAGAAGGGCCAGAAUACUCAAAUAGCACGAUUUACUUAGUUUUGCUAUGUCCAUCUUUCUAUUGUGAUUUUUGACUUGAAGCUGGGUGCACUGCAGUUUCGAUUAUUGCUGUAUAUGGAGAUACAACUACAUACAUAUGUAAACAUUUUUUCCAGUUCUAUAAAUGUGUUUCUACCAAGGAUACUUCUA
Messenger RNA from Salvia splendens (bonfire salvia), 6831 nucleotides. RefSeq names its product mucin-2. The record is from RefSeq and is a predicted model, not a curated record. The coding region runs from base 306 to 6587 and encodes 2093 amino acids. The transcript has a single exon. NCBI's taxonomy places the organism in Eukaryota, Viridiplantae, Streptophyta, Magnoliopsida, Lamiales, Lamiaceae.